Daldinia caldariorum is the source of this 1741-nucleotide messenger RNA. Its product is annotated as carbohydrate-binding module family 48 protein. NCBI's taxonomy places the organism in Eukaryota, Fungi, Ascomycota, Sordariomycetes, Xylariales, Hypoxylaceae. The transcript has 3 exons. The record is from RefSeq and is a predicted model, not a curated record. The coding region runs from base 132 to 1508 and encodes 458 amino acids. Gene Ontology annotation, cellular component: nucleus; cytoplasm; nucleotide-activated protein kinase complex. Gene Ontology annotation, biological process: signal transduction. Gene Ontology annotation, molecular function: protein kinase binding.
AUACCCAAUACCCAUAGCCCAUUACCCGUAGUCCAUAACCCCUUUCUAAAUUCUCCCAUAGGAAGAAGCAAAGCAAGCCUAACCGUCAAAAGGGGGGAAAUCCUUUCCUCCCUAGUCCCCCACGCCAAACAAUGGGAAACAACACUUCGUCAACCUCGAAGCCGGCUACCCCCACCACUGCCUCGUCUUCGUCGCACGACUCUCCCAGAGCUUCCAAGAACCAACCCAAGAACCUGGUAUCGAUCCAUAAUAACCAUCACAUUAGGUCACCAGCCUCUCCCGAAGCCUCGACCAUCCAGGCAACCGGUACUUCGAUACUUAACAAGAAUUCGAGACCGCUCUCCAUACUUAACUCAUCCUCACCUUCAGCUAGCUCUUACCACUCUUCCGCUAUUCCCCCAAAGGUUGCCGAGCAGAAGCCGAAGCCUGCCGAGAUUAAAGAUGAACCCUCCAACCCUGUAGCCGUCCCCUUCUCCUCUUCCCAUUCGGAACAGGACUCGUCUUACGUCCACGAUUUCCAGUACGAGGAAAGCGUGAUAUCAGGCCCUACAUCCAGCAGCAUCCCGGAUAUGUCCUAUCAUAACCCUCGGCCGCCGCGCCUACCACUCCCGAUAGAGGAAGAGAUCCAUACUCCCGGGUCGCCGAUCAUUGCGCCAAGUGAUGCCGACGUUGAGGACGCCGACGACGUCGCAUCGCUCGACGAUUCGGCUAGUUUACCUCGCCGUGCAUCAGGACUUAGCAAUGCGACUGACGAGGAUGACACCGAAGAACUUCGAGUCGACAAGACGAGACCCACGAUACCAACCCGUAUCGAGUGGUCGCGAGGUGGCCAGAAGGUCUACGUUACAGGAACGCCGUUCCAAUGGAGUAGGAAACAGCGAUUACUUCCAUCUAAGGACAGGGAGGGUGUGCUGGAGACGGUGAUACCCGUUUUCCCGGGCACUCACCAUAUAAAAUUCUUAGUCGAUGGCAAUAUGCAGACGUCACCAGACCUGCCUACCACUGUCGAUUUUGGAAACAAUCUGGUAAACUAUAUUGAAGUGAGCGGAGACGAUAGCGACUCGCGGAACGUCCCGUUAGAUGUUGGCGUUCCCAAGUCGAACGAAGCUGCCUUAUCUCUCCCUUCCAGGCAGCCCUCGCACGACGACGCUCUUAGGGGCCCCCAGCAGAAGGUCAUCGAUCCAAUUGAGAAGUUCUCCGCGAAGAUCCCUCAAUACCUAGAGGAUUUUGACCAACCCGAAGAUUCUUCUUCAUAUAGACUUUCCUCCUUAGCCCUCGAACGACUCCCACCACCCCCUAGCCUCCCUGGUUUCUUGAGUAAGCCAAUUAUGAACAAUGUCACCCUGAUCAAGGAUGAUAAUAGCGUCUUGAAUAUGCCAAACCAUACCGUGCUUAAUCACCUGGCUACUUGUAGUAUUAAGAACAAUGUUCUUGCCGUAUCGGCCACUACUAGGUACCAGAAUAAGUACGUGACUACAAUUAUUUACAAGGCCACGAAGAACGAAUAAGCUUCUCCCUUGGUCGUGGUAGAAGCAUUAGAUUGUGUCGGAUGUCCCUGGGAUACGUCACGUUUCCUAUCGUACGGGAGUUUAUUUUAAUGAAGGCGACAUGGCCCCUUUUCAUGGGCAUACGACUGGGACCGAGAAUAAGUCCUAGGAAUAUGCUAUGCUUAGAACACGGCUCCGAAUGCUGGAGUGAGGCACACAUCGGUGCUAGGUGUUUUGCAUUAGCAAGGGGAGAG